Messenger RNA from Pseudomyrmex gracilis, 2308 nucleotides. RefSeq names its product homocysteine-responsive endoplasmic reticulum-resident ubiquitin-like domain member 2 protein (gene Herp). Gene Ontology annotation, biological process: endoplasmic reticulum unfolded protein response. Gene Ontology annotation, molecular function: protein binding. The coding region runs from base 385 to 1512 and encodes 375 amino acids. The transcript has 4 exons. The record is from RefSeq and is a predicted model, not a curated record. NCBI's taxonomy places the organism in Eukaryota, Metazoa, Arthropoda, Insecta, Hymenoptera, Formicidae.
CACGUACGGGGAACGCGUAAUCUCGAGCCAAUGAGCGAUCGCCAGAUAUGUGAUUCCGUCAAUUUCCUGUUGCGAAGAUAAAUAUAUAACUACAGAUACAGAGAGAAUUGCGUUCGGGUACAAUAUCAUAUGACAUUCGAUAGUGAUUGUGUGUGUGCGCGGUCGUGUGAAAAUUUGAUAAAAAAAUUGUUAAGAAAGCGAUAGGAGAUUGCGAGAAAGUUUUUUCUUUGUGAGAAAAGAUCGAAAAUUGUCACGAUCAAGAAAGGAAGUUGGCCGUUUCCGGCCUCGGUUAAACGACAAGCCACGAAAGGACAAAAAUUGCUAAUCGCUGUUGCGUGCUACGCCAACAGCUGACCUCGAAAUAAUUUGUAACGCUUGGCGAGGAUGGCAGACGCUGCCGUUAGUCUCAUAAUAAAGGCGCCGAAUCAACAGAUCAAAGACCAAGUAGUCAAGUGCGAUCUCGGGUGGACGAUUGGUCAUCUGAAGGAAUACCUCUCCGAAGUUUAUCCCAGCAAACCAGAAACGUCUCAUCAAAAAUUAAUCUAUUCUGGCCAAUUGUUAAAUGACUCAGUACAAUUAAAAGAUGUUCUGAGGCAAUAUGACGAUUUGAAAGAUCAGGCAUUUACUGUUCACUUAGUUUGUACACCACAAAAAACAAGCUUUACAAAAUCCAACCAAGAUCAGAUAACCGAAAAAAAUAUGGAUGACGCAACCAGAAAUACUCAAAGCAGAAGUAACAGUUUUCAGACUCCUGAAAAUACUAAUAGUGCCGUUCCUCAUUCUCAGCAGCGAUAUUUACCUCAACAAUACAUUGAUCCUCGCAAUAAUGAACAAUUAGCUUGGAUGCAGCAAGCAUAUACACAUUAUUUUACACAAUACAUGCAACUCAUGGCGGCACAAGGUAUACAAUUGCAAGCCAGUAUUCCUUACCUGCAGCAAAUGAAUAUUAACACGAGCGAUACAACUCAAAGUACAUAUGCAAAUAACAAUAACAACAACAAUAAUAAUAAUAAUAAUAAUAAUGUCGGUGAUGAACAAGCACAACCAGUGGCACAAGACGCGGCAGAAGUUAAUGCAGGGAAUAAUGUUGCGGGUGACGACCCUGCAUUUAAUCGCGACUGGUUGGAUUUAUUCUACAUGUUCUCUAGGAUCAUAGUUUUAUUUGGUAUAGUGUAUUUCUACUCGUCUCCCGUCAGAUUUCUCAUUGUUACGUUCCUGGGAUUUGCAAUAUACUUAUAUCAAGGCGGUUUCUUCAGAGUACAACCAAUUUUACUGGAAAACAAUAACCGUGUGGGAAACAACAAUCAAGUGUUACAAAACGAAGCGAUGGGUGCUCAAGCAGUGCCGCAGCAGCAAAACGCCCAGGUACCACCUGUGCAAGCGGAAGCACGAACAAACGCCAAUGAAGAGAAUGAGGAACAACGUCCUGGUGCUAUCGCUUUUUGGACUUUUUGGACUGUCUUUAGUUCGUUUUUCGCGUCGCUUAUUCCGGAUCAGCCAAAUGUUAUUUAAACCUAAUAUAAAAAAAUCUGUUCUUUUUUUUUUUUUUUUUUUUUUCAAAGCGCAUAAUGACAAAAUUAAGAACGUGGCCUGUGUUGUCGCGAUUGAUUAAAGUCGUAAAUAAUUUUGAACAGUUUGUAGAAUCAAUUGUUUGGACUUUUAAUAAUGAUAACUUAACUACUUUAUUAUAAUGAUGAAUAAGUGUUCAUUCCUACAAAAGAGUCUGAUCAAUUUUCACACGAUAUUAUCUCCAAGAAUUUUACCAUUUAAAUCAACCGCACACAAAUACGGGAAUGCAUUUGUGUAUGAGUUAUUUGUUAAUGUUUGAAACUUUGUAACAGCUGUAUGUGUAUAUAAUAUAUAUUGUUGCACACAUAUUUUUUUGCAUAGUGUUAUAUAACAAAACAAAAUACAUUUUUUUUUACUUAAUAUAUACACCAUCUCCGUAUUUGGCUUCUUAAUUGCCAUUUCGGUUUUGCUUUACGAUUUGUGUAUAUCAUACAGCCUUAAGUUUGUUGAUUUAUCUUGAUGUGUACAUAAAAUUUUAUUUAUAUUUGAUUAGAAUAAUAAUAUAUAAACUUACUCACACUAACUCCGUCUGUGCCUGUGUUUGCGUACGUAUAUGCGUGCGCAUAGGUACAUCGAGAGAGAGAGAGAGUGAGGCGCGCGCGCGCGUGCGAAUGAGAGAGCCGUAUUGCAUCUAUGUACGCGAUUAUUAAACCUAACUUUUUUCUUUGAAAGAAAAUUGUUAGGAUUGCCAUCCCAAAGCUAUUAAAUGUAUAAAGAAAGUUCUUUUGUAUUGUUUGUA